This is a messenger RNA of Episyrphus balteatus (marmalade hoverfly), 5752 nucleotides long. RefSeq lists its product as uncharacterized. The record is from RefSeq and is a predicted model, not a curated record. NCBI's taxonomy places the organism in Eukaryota, Metazoa, Arthropoda, Insecta, Diptera, Syrphidae. The transcript is spliced from 5 exons. Bases 341 to 4873 code for a protein of 1510 amino acids.
UCGAAAAUCCAACUUACCUUUCCCCGUGUAUGUUUAUGGCAAGCCAAAGCCUCUCGCGACUUUUUUUUAAAAUAAUUUUUCUAAUAAUAUUCUAGCACAUGGACAAUACAUUUUAUUCUUUAAAUAUAUUUCAUAAAGUGAAUAAUUUGCUAGUAUUAAUUCAAUCGUAAACACCAUUCGAUUUAAAUCCCAAAUCAUAAUAAUCAAAAUCAAAAAACUAAAGAUACAACAUUUUUUUUCUUUUAUCAUAAAAAAAGAAAAAAAAAAAUGAUCAUGCUCCUUGUUAUGUGCUGAAAGAAAAAGUUCUUAUUCGAAACAAAUAAAAAAUUAUUAAUUUAACAUGGAUCCGGUAUGUGAGAAGAAGUAUAACUUCCUUCAAAAAUAUGUCCCAUUUCUGGCCAAUCUAAUUAAGCUGCUGGCCAAUGAUAAUGAAAAACAGGGCAAGUUGGCACAAAUGCAAUUGCUUUACGAUUUAUUGAACAAGCCGGACAAUAGUGUACAAAUCGAGACUUUAGAAAAGUGCGAAGAAGUGCUUUGUCGUGUUUUUGGCAACACCGAUGAAAAACUAGCUACAGCAGUUGAAUGGGUUAUGCCGAGUCCUUUUAUUAAGGCGGAGCUGCCGGAGGAAGUUGACGAGAGUAUGGAAAAAGUCGAAGACGCAAAUUGGGAAAAUUUAAAUGGGUCUAUUGAACUUAAAAAUGAUGGUGAAUCAACUUGUACGAACGAACCAGAAUUAAGUUCAAAAAAUAGUAUCGAAACUGAAGAAGGUGGUCAGACAUACAAUUCUGAGACCGAACACUCUAAACAAGAAUUUUUUGACAAAGACAACAGCAAAAAAGAUAAUUCACAAGAACGAAUGUUGUCUAAAUCAAAUUCAGUUGAGGAAGAACAAAACAAAGAUAUAAUUUCAGAUAAAUUCAAUGAUGUUGCAGCUAAAAAAGAAUCUGAAGACAUAAAUGAUACUGCUGAGAGUAGUGCAGUCAAACAAAUUAAUGUAAAUGAUUCUAAAAGUGAACAAGAUACUGAAGACAUAAAUGAUACUGCUGAAAGUAGUGUAGUUAAAAAAAUUAAUGUAAAUGAUUCUAAAAGUGAACAAGAUACAGAAAAUGAAGCUAAACUAAGUAAUGAACACGAAACAGAAGUAGAAACACAAAAUAGCAAAAAAAUACCAGAAAAAACAAAUGAUAACCAAGUUACUAAAGAAAAUAUACCAGAAGUAGUUGAUUUAAAAUCAAAUUCAAUAAUAAAUAAAUCAGAAUCAGUUGAAACAACUAAAGAAACUCCACCAAAAUCUGAAUUAGAAAAGGAUAAUACUACGGAAAAUAUAAUAAUGCCUUCAUCUAAUAAAAAAGAUUCUAAUGAGUUCAAUGAAGUUGAAACAAAUAUUGAAACUGAAAAAGGUUUAUCUAUGUCUAAUAACGAAAAACAAGUAAGUCAAAACGAAUCUGAACCAAUGCCUCCUUGUGUCGAAAUCAAAGAAGAUACGAAUGAUACAGUUAAUGCAGUUAAAACUGUACAGACAUGCGAAAAACCUCCAGACGAUUUUAAUGAAAAGCCUAAUUUAAUCUCAAAUGAAUCCGAUUCCAACAUCUUAUGUGAAAAAACUAGUUCAACUUGCGAAGCUAUCCCGAAGAGUGAUGAAAAUCUCCACUCCGAACAACAAAAGAUUUCGUUGUGUGUCGAUAAUGAAGUAGAAGCAUCAGGCAGUGACAAAAUCAGAACGGAUAACCAAAGGGAAAGUCUCGCUCUCGAGCAAACGAAAAAAAAAGAUGUAAUCGAACAAAGCCAAACAGAGAUGUUAAAAUUAAAAAUUGUUUCAGCUGAAAGUCUAGCUGCAACGGACACAACUCCAAAUGAUGUUGAAGAAAAAAGAGACUCACCUGAAAUUCAAUCAAAUGAUACUGCCAACGAAAUCACGACGACAUCUGAACCCCAAAAAGAUGUCUUGGAUCCAUUAGAUCCUUUGAGUCAUGUCACAGAAACACGUUUGGAAACCAAUAAAACAGCAGAAAACGGUUCAACUUCUCCAAAAAUGCAAAACAAAGAUGAUGAUGAUGAUGACGUACUUUUGGUAGAAAACCGUUCAUCCCCAAUAUGCAUUGAUUCAGACCCCGAGGAUGAAGAAAAUAUGAAAGGAAAUCGUUCUUUUCCUGUCAUUUCAAGUAAUCUUCCACCAAAACAAAAACUACUACUAUCUAAACCUACUGUAAGAAAAUCGACCGCAGCGGUUAUGGAAACUAUUCGAAACAUUAUUUCCAAGAAUCAAAACAUAACGCCCAAACGAAAACCUCCAAUUCAAAAGAAACCAACAAACAGUCGAGAUGUGGCGUUUGUAAAUAAAGAUCCUAAGGCUCUUAUGGAAACUAUUGACCUCUUAGACUCUGAUUCUGAUGAUGAACGACCCAAGCAUAAUAGCAAACAGUCCCAAACAAACACAAAAGCCGAUGAUGAUGUGAUAAUUGUUAGUUCCACACAUCCUCAACGUAAGUUUCUGGCAAAGAAGCUAAAUCAAACAGUACCAUCACCAAAACAGAUUCCUAGAUUUCAUUCAAAAGUAAUAAAUAAAUCACCAGCUAAACCGGCAACGGCACAAUCAAAUUUUUUGAAUGCUGUAAACCUUCAGCCGGCUAAGUCAAGUUCUUCAAAUCCAGCUACGUUUUCUGCAAGACUUUCUAAUAAAAAAGUUAUAAUACCGAAUGCAUUUUACGGAAAUCCUUCAUAUAACAGGAAACCGUCAUUAUCGUCAAAUUCAUCAGCACCAUCAAAAGUAAACAGUGGAAAUCAUGACGUAUCUACUUCAAAUGUUUCUUCUUUAACACCACCUACACGUGCUGUAGGUGUUUACUCUGGAGUCAGCAUUCGACAUGUGCAGGACAAAGUGCUGAAAGAAUGGCUGGAAGGUUUUUUAACAAACUUUGCUAGCCCUUUGCAAAUAGCUUCUCAUGCGUGCUUUGUGCUUCUCCAACGCGUUUUAAAGUACAGAUUCUUUCAGCGUUUAAAGGAAACGCGUAUUUUUUUAAAUCAAGCAGCGAAAAAUUGUUCCGCUGAGAGCGUAGAUGUUCAAAUGUUAUUAGAUUUGCGAAAUGUUUUUCUAGAAAAUGAUUAUUUGACCGAAGCUGGUAGGAGAUUUUGUCGUUUUGCAACGAAUGAUGCAUUUGGUAAGCCGGUGGCAUUGACAACGGAUUCUAGAACUGGCAGAGUAACUUGUCGUACAAGAGUGGCUUCUAAAGGGGAUUUACCUACGAAUAUUGCUAGAAUUCCAAACAGUUCAUUUAUAAGGAGUCCAAAGCCUAUUACACCAGACAAAGCAGCAGCUUCAACAGCUCAGUUACCCGCAUCAACACCUACUACAACAGCUUUUAACUCCAAACCAUUUGUUAAUUCUACUAAGAUAUGCCCAUUGCCUAGCACAUCAACUCCUUCGUCAGUUCCUAAACGAAGAGGAAAAUUCCGGAAAUUGAGUGAUGGAUUAGUGGUAGCUGAAAAAGAUGAGGAUGACAAUGAUUAUACACCUGCACAUGAUGAGAUCGAGCCAGAAGCAGAGAUUGUUACUGAACGGAAACGAUCCUUGCGUACAAACCGUACAAAACGAAAGGAAGCGGGUUUUACAUACAGUGAAGACCAUGAUGAUGAAGAAUUUGAAGCUAUAGCUAGAAAAAUUGAGAACAAAAAAAGAGAAGAAUUGAGAUUGGCCGAAGAGAGAGAAUUGGAAUUGGAGAGGGAACAGUUAGAACAGCAGCGCAAAAUGAAUAAAAAGACUGUAGCUAAAAAGACGACUUCGAAACGCAGUGGUGGACAAGCUGAUAAUCCAAAAGGACCAACUCGUAAAAAACUUCGCUUAGCUAACACAUCAAUUGUAGGUUCGGAAGAAAAUGAUCUUUUAACUCCCACCUGGAUAGAAGCUGAUGCAGAUGAUGGGGAAGUAGACAGCUUGUUAGAUUUUGCCGAUGAACCCCAAUCACCAGGUAUAGACACGAAUACAUAUUUAGAAACGGACAAUGCCGAUGAAAAUUCUUUCCAAAACGAUGAAACAAUAGAGGAGGCAUCUCAAGAGCCAUCAGAAACAUUUGAUUUGCAAACAGAUAAAACAUUGAAAAAUAUAGAUCGCAAUCAACAUUUACACAAUAAAACACAUGAUUUUUGUGUGCAUUGCCAACGAAGAGUUCCGCGAAUUGUACACCACUAUGUGAAUGAGCAUCGUUCUUCUGAGGUGUUCCCUUCCCGUCUUCGGAAUAGAGAUAUUCGACGGCUGCUUACAACGAGCAAUGUUGGAUUUGUGCAUCUUUACAAAGGAAAUCAGAUACAAUAUGCUGCUCAUUGUAUUUUUUGCGACAAAGAGGCCAAGUUUUUGUUGCCUUAUUGGUUCGAACAUUUCACCAUGCACACAGGAGAAUAUAGCUUCAAAUGUAGCGGAUGUCAUAUAUUAAAACCAACUAGAAGUCUCCUCACUAAUCACAUACAAUCAAAUUCAGGUUGUCCGAAAAAAGGUUCAGCAAUAAGGUUGGUCAAUUUCGACACCAAAGUGCAUCAAAUCGAAGCGCACAUAUGUUCAAUAUGUAAUUAUACACAGUUACAUAGAAAAAAUCUGCUGCGACAUCUUCGAACGCAGCAUGGUUUAGACACAAUUUCACCUGAUCAAAUUAUAAAAGUUGUGCUGCUUCAAAUUUCUGCGCCUAAUCAGGAUGCAGCUAAAAACGAGGAACCACAAUUGGCAUUUUUGCAACAUUCAGAUGAUGAAGACAAUGGCAUCAAUAAUGUGUCUUUGGAUGAAAAUUCCUUGAUGCUGCAACAUGAUUUUACAGACAAUGAUGACUUGUCAUUCAUGAUUUGUGGAAUGCUGGAUGUUCAAACGAAUUUGUCACCAACCGGUUAAAAAACGAAAAAAAAAAUACUGUAGAUAACAAAUAAGUACUUUCAACUAUUAAUUCUUAUCAUGUUUUUGGUUUUUAUUUCAGUUUCUCAGCUACGUUAGGGUCUCACAAGUCUCAUUUUCUUUUUUUAUUAUUUUAAAUGUAUUCGCUUAUUUUAAUAUUGCUUCAAAAAUCAUAUAUUUUUUUUAUUCUUUAAGAAUACUUUUAUGUGUAUAGGUAAUGCCAGAACAACAAAUUUAAAAAUGGCCAAGGUAAUAGAAGUGCUACUGUUAUGUUAGGCAAUAAAUUAAAGUUACAGACAAAAAUUCAUAAAGAAAUAAUGCAAUGUCGAAGAUGUUAUUCACUUUUCAUUCUAUAUUUAUAUGAUACUUUAUUUAAUUUAAAAUAUACAUUUUUUUCUUUCAACCAGCAACUAUAAAGUACUAUUAUUAUAUUUUUUGUUUACAUUCAUAUAAUUUUGUUUAAAACUUCUCUAAAUAUACAUAAAUAUUGCUCUGGCCAUAAAAUUGUAUAAUUUUUUGAAAAAUGUAAAUGAUGUGUCUCAAUUGAGUUAUAAUAUUAUCAGGUUAUUAUUUUACUUGUAUGUUUUCUUUUUUAAUUAUUUUUUUUUUGCAUUGUUUAAAUUUCAUUCAUAGUAAAUAAAAGUAUACAGAAAUAAACAAACAAGAUUUGUUUUGAUUUGUAAAAAAAAAACAUGUGUAGCAACAUUUUGUUUGUAGUUCGAAAAGUGUAUAGGUUAGGUUCGUUUGCAAUAAUAACAUUAUUGGAAAUCAAAAGCAACAAGUUAUCUUUAAUAAAUUACACAUUACAAUUAAAACAAAGUUGAGGAAACUUUUAAGUUUAGUGAAUAUCUAUAAAUAAAAUAAAAGUUUAAAAAUUUA